Molecule: messenger RNA, 5726 nt
Organism: Suncus etruscus (white-toothed pygmy shrew)
Lineage: Eukaryota; Metazoa; Chordata; Mammalia; Eulipotyphla; Soricidae
Gene: ABCC5
Product: ATP binding cassette subfamily C member 5
Exons: 30
Coding region: 186-4499 (1437 amino acids)
Biological process (GO): transmembrane transport
Cellular component (GO): membrane
Molecular function (GO): ATP binding; ABC-type transporter activity; ATP hydrolysis activity
Source: RefSeq, a predicted model, not a curated record
GUGGCCCUUUGUGCAGGGCGCCUGCGCAAUCGGGCGGCCAAUGCCGAUAUAAAGGCUUGUUUUGCUUCGGGGCUGAUGCUCCGGAGCAUGGUCGAGUGGCUGGCGCGGCCCCCUCCCGGAGCUGGGGGUCCCAGAAGUUCUCCAGAAAGCCAGAGUGUCUGCGCCCUGGCACGUUCACUGAGACGAUGAAGGAUAUUGACAUAGGAAAGGAGUUUAUCAUCCCCAGUCCUGGUUACAGAAACCCCCAAGACAGGGCCAGCACUUCUGGACAGCACAGAGAUGGCGAGGACUCCAACUACAAGAGGAAUUUACGGGUGGAAUGCCAAGAUGCCUUGGAAACUGCAGCCCGAGCCGAGGGCCUCUCCCUGGAUGUCUCUGUGCAUUCUCAGCUCCGCUUCCUGGAUGAGGAACAUCCCAAGGGAAAGUACCAUCACGGCUUAAGUACUCUGAAGCCCAUCCGGACCACUGCCAAACACCAGCACCCAGUGGACAACGCUGGGCUCUUCUCCUGCAUGACUUUCUCCUGGCUCUCUCCUCUGGCCCGCCUGGCCCAUAGAAAGGGGGAGUUGUCCAUGGACGACGUGUGGGCGCUGUCCAAGCACGAGUCUUCUGAGGUGAACUGCCGAAGACUAGAGAGACUGUGGCAAGAAGAGCUGAAUGAAAUGGGGCCAGAUGCCGCUUCCCUCCGAAGGGUUGUGUGGAUCUUCUGCCGCACCAGGCUCAUCCUCUCCAUCAUGUGCCUGAUGAUCACGCAGCUGGCCGGCUUCAGUGGACCAGCCUUCGUGGUGAAACACCUCCUGGAGUAUUCCCAGGUCUCAGAUUCUAACCUCAAGUACAGCUUGCUGUUGGUCCUGGGCCUCUUUCUCACAGAGAUUGUGCGCUCCUGGUCCCUUGCCCUCACUUGGGCCUUGAACUACCGAACUGGAGUCCGCUUACGGGGAGCCAUUCUCACCAUGGCAUUUAAGAAGAUCCUGAAGCUCAAGAACAUCAAGGAGAAGUCAGUGGGUGAGCUCCUAAACCUUUGCUCCAACGAUGGUCAGAGGAUGUUUGAGGCAGCCGCUGUUGGCAGCUUAUUGGCUGGAGGACCCGUAGUCGCCAUCUUGGGCAUGGUCUAUAAUGUGAUUAUUUUGGGACCCACUGGCUUCCUGGGAUCAGCUGUUUUUAUCCUCUUUUAUCCUGCCAUGAUGUUCGCCUCUCGGGUCACUGCAUAUUUCAGGAGGAAAUGUGUGGCCACCACAGAUGAGCGUGUUCAAAAGAUGAGCGAAGUUGUCACCUACAUUAAAUUUAUUAAAAUGUAUGCUUGGGUCAAAGCAUUUUCUCAAAUUGUUCAAAAGGUUCGAGAGGAGGAGCGAAGGAUCCUGGAAAAGGCCGGAUACUUCCAGAGCAUCACUGUGGGCGUGGCACCCAUCGUCAUGGUGAUAGCCAGCGUGGUGACAUUUUCUGUGCACAUGAAUCUGGGCUUCGACUUGACUGCAGCACAGGCAUUCACAGUGGUAACUGUCUUCAAUUCCAUGACAUUUGCUCUGAAAGUUACACCAUUUUCUGUUAAAUCCCUCUCAGAAGCGUCAGUUGCUGUUGACAGGUUUAAGAGUUUGUUUCUAAUGGAAGAGGUUCACAUGAUAAAGAAAAAGCCAGCCAGUCCUCACAUCAAGAUAGAGAUGACAAAUGCCACCCUGGCCUGGGACUCCUCCCACGCCAGUAUCCAGAACUCGCCCAAGCUGACCCCCAAAAUGAAAAAAAGCAAGAGGGCUGCCAGGGCCAAGAAAGAGAAGGGGCGGCAGCUGCAGCGCACUGAGCAUCAGGCAGUGCUGGCGGAGCAAAAGGGCCACCUCCUCCUGGACAGCGACGAGCGGCCCAGCCCCGAGGAGGAAGAGGACAAACACCCACACCCGGGGAUCCACCGCCUGCAGAGGACACUAUACGGCAUCGACUUGGAAAUCAGAGAGGGUAAGCUGGUUGGCAUCUGUGGCAGCGUAGGAAGUGGCAAGACCUCCCUCAUCUCAGCCAUUUUAGGCCAGAUGACACUCCUCGAGGGCAGCAUUGCCGUCAGUGGAACCUUCGCCUAUGUGGCCCAGCAGGCUUGGAUCCUCAACGCUACCCUGAGAGACAACAUCCUCUUUGGGAAGGAAUAUGAUGAGGAGAGGUACAACUCUGUGCUGAACAGCUGUUGCCUAAGGCCAGACCUGGCCAUUCUGCCUAACAGUGACCUGACUGAGAUCGGCGAACGAGGAGCCAACCUGAGCGGUGGGCAGCGCCAGAGAAUCAGCCUUGCCCGAGCCCUGUACAGUGACCGAGAUAUCUACAUCCUGGAUGACCCCCUUAGUGCCUUAGAUGCCCAUGUGGGCAACCACAUCUUCAACAGUGCUAUCCAGAAGCACCUCAAGACCAAGACAGUUCUGUUCAUUACACACCAGUUACAGUACCUGGCAGACUGUGAUGAAGUAAUCUUCAUGAAAGAGGGCUGCAUCACCGAGAGAGGCACUCACGAAGAACUGAUGCAGCUGAGCGGCGAUUAUGCAACCAUUUUCAAUAAUCUGCUGCUGGGAGAGACACACCCUGUGGAGAUUAACUCAAAAAAGGAAACCAAUAGCUCACAGAAGAAAUCCCAAGACAAAGGUCCGAAACCUGGAUCGGUCAAGAAGGAGAAAGCAGCAAAGCAAGAGGAAGGGCAACUGGUGCAAGCAGAAGAGAAGGGGCAGGGUUCAGUACCCUGGUCAGUAUAUGGAGUCUACAUCCAGGCUGCAGGGGGCCCCCUGGCAUUCCUGUUCAUUCUCUCCCUCUUCAUGCUGAACGUGGGUAGCACUGCCUUCAGCACCUGGUGGCUGAGUUACUGGAUCAAGCAAGGAAGUGGGAACACCACAGUGGUGGAGGGCAACAGGACUGUCGUGAGCGGCAGCAUGAAAGACAACCCUCUCCUGCACUAUUACAUAAGCAUCUAUACCCUCUCCAUGGUGGUCAUGCUGAUUCUGAAAGCCAUCCGCGGUGUGGUGUUUGUCAAGGGCACCCUGCGCGCCUCCUCCAGGCUCCACGAUGAGCUUUUCCGGAGGAUCCUGAGAAGCCCCAUGAAGUUUUUCGACACUACCCCCACAGGAAGAAUUCUCAACAGGUUUUCCAAAGACAUGGAUGAAGUGGAUGUGCGUUUGCCCUUCCAGGCUGAGAUGUUCAUCCAGAAUGUCUUCCUGGUCUUCUUCUGUGUGGGUAUGAUCGCAGGAGUGUUCCCUUGGUUUCUUGUGGCCGUGGGGCCCCUUGUCAUCCUUUUUGCAGUUCUGCACAUUGUUUCCAGGGUCCUGAUUCGAGAGUUAAAACGUCUGGACAACAUCACACAGUCUCCCUUCCUCUCCCACAUCACGUCCAGUAUACAGGGGCUGGCCACCAUCCAUGCCUACAGCAAAGGGCAGGAAUUUCUGCACAGGUACCAGGAGCUCCUGGAUAGUAACCAAAGGCCUUUCUUCCUGUUUACGUGUGCGAUGCGGUGGCUGGCUGUGCGGCUGGAUCUCAUCAGCAUUGCCCUCAUCACCACCACCGCAUUGAUGAUCGUUCUCAUGCAUGGGCAGAUCCCCCCAGCCUACUCAGGCCUCGCCAUUUCCUACGCUGUCCAGUUAACCGGGCUGUUUCAGUUCACCGUCCGACUAGCCUCUGAGACAGAAGCUCGCUUCACCUCUGUGGAGAGAAUUAACCACUACAUUAAGACACUCUCUCUGGAAGCACCUGCCAGAAUUAAGAACAAGGCUCCUUCCCCUGAUUGGCCCCAAGAAGGAGAGGUGACUUUUGAGAAUGCAGAAAUGAGGUAUCAGGAAAACCUCCCCCUGGUCCUGAAGAAAGUGUCCUUCACCAUCAAACCAAAGGAGAAGAUUGGCAUUGUAGGAAGGACAGGAUCAGGCAAGUCCUCUCUGGGCAUGGCCCUGUUCCGCCUGGUGGAGUUAUGUGGAGGCUGCAUCAAGAUUGAUGGAGUGAGGAUAAGUGACAUUGGCCUCGCCGACCUUCGGAGCAAACUCUCUAUCAUCCCACAGGAGCCAGUGCUGUUCAGUGGCACAGUAAGGUCCAACUUGGAUCCUUUCACGCAGUACACAGAGGACCAGAUCUGGGAUGCCCUGGAAAGGACGCACAUGAAAGAAUGUAUUUCUCAGCUACCUCUGAAACUUGAAUCUGAAGUGAUGGAGAAUGGGGAUAACUUUUCAGUGGGGGAGCGCCAGCUCCUGUGCAUCGCUCGAGCCUUGCUCCGGCACUGUAAGAUUCUGAUUCUCGAUGAAGCCACCGCUGCCAUGGACACGGAGACAGAUUUACUGAUUCAGGAGACCAUCCGAGAGGCAUUCGCUGACUGUACUAUGCUGACCAUCGCCCAUCGUCUGCACACAGUCCUGGGCUCAGACAGGAUCAUGGUGCUGGCCCAGGGACAGGUGGUGGAGUUUGACACCCCAUCCGUCCUGCUGUCCAAUGACAGCUCCCGGUUCUACGCCAUGUUUGCUGCUUCAGAGAACAAGGUUGCUGUCAAGGGCUGACCCCUUUGCUGCCGCCGCCACCCCAGUCUCUGCCCUCUGGAGAGUCGCCCACCCCGCCAGGCCGGGCAGGCCACCCUCCGCCCACCACAGCCUUGCCUUUCCUGACCUUCCCUCCGCACUGCAGUUCAGGAUCAGCUUGUGUGUCGCUUUUAGGGAGAGUUCUAUUUUGAUGAUUGUAUUUAUUCCUCAUUUCACAUAAACAGAGUUUAGUUUUUGUCUUUACUUGCACUCUUGAGAGGUUCAGGGAACCGUUAUUAUAAAUGUAUCAGAGGCCUAUAAUGAAGCUUUAUACGUGUAACUCUAUGAUUAUUAUAAUUCUGUACAUAGCCUAUAUGGACAGUGCAGGUGUGCGCCCUUGAUUUUAUAGUCGAAUCGGCACCGUGCUUACCACUGUGUGGGUUUCUCUCUAGCCUGCCGUACACGUUGCUGUACCGGAGAUGUGGUUUUGCUAUUGGACUAGCAAAGCAGCAUUUUGUUCCUCUCGUGGUGCCCCCAAAGAAAGGAAGACACAUGGUGAUCACAGGCCCUCUCGAGGGUGGCGGGGGGGGGGGGUCCCCUGGAGGCCAUGCCGAGCGCCGUGAUUUCUCAGGGCUCCUGCCUUCUUGUCCUGAUGUCACUUUACUGUUUCAGGAGAGCCACGGGGCUGAACCUCCAGCACCCCUGUCCCCUUUCCCCCCUUUUCACUCCCUCUGCCAGGAGGAGGUUACUUUCUGACUUUCUCUCUGGGGCAAUGUUCUGUACCCCAGCCCAGGCAGCACACUGCCUUUAUCCCCAACUCCCACUGGCCACAGCCCCAAGACCUCGAGCUGCACCCUCUCACCCACAGCUCAGUAGCAGGGCGCAGGCCACAGGGUCCGUAGCCCUUGCUUGCUAUGGCCACCCCAUCUCCCCACAUCGCCAGCCCCUCCAAAGUCUGCGACUUCAAGUAGCUCUUGCUCAUCAGUGUCUCACACUGGUGUCGAAGUCUUCUUUUUUUUAUUUGUACUCUUAAGAGACCUACCUCAGGUUGCUGAUGGCUGCGGGGCUCCAGGUGUCCCCUUCCUGUACCCCCUCUGCCAUGGGGCCAGUAGCUCAGGUGGGUGUGGUCGCUGCUGUCGUCGGUGGAACGGUCCGUGUUGCAUGUCGUGACCAACUGGACAUCCUGUCGCCUUAGCAUGUUCGCCGAACACCUUGUGGAAGCAGAAGUCUUAAAAAAAAAAGUGAAUAAAAUUAUUUUGGAUUUUGUAA